UCCAUGCAUCUCUACCAAAUGUACACGAACCCCUCAUUGUUUCCUUGAAGCUCAUGAGCCUAUGGACUUGAGAAGGGUCCUUAUACUACAACGCUAGAUCCAUGAGAAAACACUGACAAGCUUUCUCCGCAUCCAAUUUUCAGUCCAGCCUACAGUUACCAGAAUGCCUGAGUGGAGCCGAAUGUUGGCGUACGUGUUCGCCGUCGCUGCUUUGUCCCAAUGUCUAAUCAAGCCGACAGACUCCACGGAAACACGUGCCGCAUUCUGGGACAACGCUGCGGGAAGACAACCAUACAAGAAGCGCGACAUGCAGUCCCUGAGCGCAUUGCUGUCUCCACCAGAUCGGUCUGACGUAACUGUGGAAGACGUGGCCGAUCUGAUAUCACAAGUCCCGGCAAUGGCCAAAGCAUUAGUGCAGCGCUUCGUGGAUAGAGACGGAGACGGACUAAUAAGUGAAGAAGAACUGAUGGAUCUUUGGAAAUGACACUCACGUAACGCAGAUAUAAUGUGACGUCACUAUGUAUAUUCGGAGGAAAUAUGUGAAAUCGCAAGACAUAGCCGAUGGACUUUUUAUUCUUAAAAGACAAUCGAGUCUGACUGUCAGCAAUCAGUCCCAUUUCCCUUUCUACACAAAAACCCUGCCCAUUCUAACCCGGACAGUAUCCGCUUAAAAAAACAGACUUUACAUAUUCCACAAAAUUAUAUUUCUUACUUUUAAUGUAUGGAAUUUGGAGUACAUGGUAUUGUUUUAUAGAAGUAAAUUGUGUUGUCUACAUUGAAAGUUGCUGAAAAUCCAUAUGAGGCAAUCUAACAUAUAUACCUGUUUGAUAAUAACAACAGUAAAUUUUAUUUGAUGGUACCUUCAGCCUUAACUAUUACCAUUUGUAGUGAAAACACGAAUAAAGAAAUUUGGUCGAUA
Messenger RNA from Haliotis rufescens (red abalone), 919 nucleotides. RefSeq lists its product as uncharacterized. Gene Ontology annotation, molecular function: calcium ion binding. Lineage: Eukaryota; Metazoa; Mollusca; Gastropoda; Lepetellida; Haliotidae. The coding region runs from base 164 to 484 and encodes 106 amino acids. The transcript is spliced from 4 exons. The record is from RefSeq and is a predicted model, not a curated record.